AGAAGAAAAAAGCCGCGGAACUUGGAUGGGCGUUCUAAUUAAGGAUGAGAAACCUUAAGGAUGAUUCCAAGAGCUUUUCCCGAGGAAUAUCAAAACCUCACGCUUUCGGAGUUUGUAGCACUCCAAGAUUACACGGAUCCCCGAGGAUCACCGUUCCGAUCACCGAGAAUCGGAGACUUUGAGCCGAUCGGACCGUUCCGAAGAAGCCACCACUGGACCGGUCACAACACUCGUGACCGGGGUGCCGCCUUCUGUCCGGACCAGUCACGACCCCUACCAACCGGUCUGGCCACUGCCCGACCACUACACGUCUUCCACCACGGCAUUCGAUCCUCUGGAGAUCAAAUCAUUGGGAGACACCAUUCACCACGUCAUGGAGCUGCAAACCAUGAUGGAGAGUACUGCUAUCCGCAAGAAGAGAGAAGCCACGGAGGAAAACUUAUGGAGAUCAUGCAGCAGUUACUUGAAAGCCAAGAGAAAGGCAUGAAGGAGAUCGAUUCAAAAUUCACAGAGAUGAAAGCCGAAUUCGAUUCAAAGAUUGAUGCACUUACCGUCGACAUCAAACGUGUAGAAGAACAAGUUGGUGAUGUCAAGAAUAAACUCAUAAACCAUUUUGAGGACAUUCAAGACCACAAUACCAAGAUCAUCAACAUGGGAUACUCGAUUGAUUCCGUGGAGAGCCAUCUAAUGUGGAGGAUUGAGGAGAUACAAGGAGGAUUAACUAAUCCUACUAAGUUUCCCGAGUGGAGAAGUGACCAAUCCUACCAUGACGAAGAGAAAGAAGCCGCAGCCCUUGAUGAGAAGCCAAUCCCUGAUUCUAUGUCUAAGGAGAAAGACUACCCCACCGACGAAGAAGAAGUUUAUUUCAAUGAGCAAAUCAAUGAAAGCCGUCUUGAAAACUAUCCAAGAAGGAAUGAUGAGUUGACCGAAUCAUCUAACGAAGGAGAUGAAGGAGAUGAGGAGGAAGAACUUAAAGAUGUCUAUUCUUAUUGGGAAUCCAGCCCAAGAAGCCGUGAAGGACGUUUUCACUCACCUUACCAAACGAGAGCUGAGAACAACCAAGAGAGGUUCACACCGAACCGUCUCUCUUUUCACCAACCUAACACGCCUAUUCAAGACCAUUCUCGUGUACCAUGGAGGCAGAAAAGUCAUGAGGAGAGACUUGAGAGCUUAAUGAGCCAAUACCUGGAUCAACAAGCUUUGGAUACAAGAACACUGCACGUAAAGAUCGACAAGAUCAAUAGUGUUCUUCUGGGAAAAAUCGGCGAGCUAUCUCUUAACCCUAGAGAAAGAGAAGAUCAAGUUGACUUGGAUGAUAUAAAUCGGAUCCAGUCAAGAGUCAAUGGUUUAGACGAAAGCAUAUGGCGACUUCAGACUCGCAUCAUGAACUUGGAGACCAGAGAUGGGAAAGAAGAUGCGGCCUUAGAGGAUGUAAUUAGACGACAAGGAGAAGUCAAAAAUAACAACAUAAAGUGUCUUGAAGGGCAAUCAAACAUCCGAGGAGCGCUAAGGAGAGUUUCCAUGGACUCAUCAAAAAAGUACAUUGGGCUAUUCGAUAAGAUUAUCGAGUUAAGCAAUAAGGUUGACGAUCUAUCCUCUCGUGUUGAUGGACACCACCCAUUGGAAAGUGAGCAUGAAGGAUCUAUACCUGAUACAGCUUGCAGCGUCGCCAAUACCUACUUGGAAGAGCCACCCGAUGAGUUCCAAUGCAAAAGAGCUCGUCUAGGGAGGGAUAAUCCUUCUCACUACGCUUAGUGAGCUACCAAACGUCGAGCCAACGACGUUAA
Arabidopsis arenosa is the source of this 1787-nucleotide messenger RNA. The record is from the annotation of a GenBank genome assembly. NCBI's taxonomy places the organism in Eukaryota, Viridiplantae, Streptophyta, Magnoliopsida, Brassicales, Brassicaceae.